Hevea brasiliensis (rubber tree) is the source of this 1002-nucleotide messenger RNA. Its product is annotated as 60S ribosomal protein L22-2. Gene Ontology annotation, molecular function: RNA binding; structural constituent of ribosome. Lineage: Eukaryota; Viridiplantae; Streptophyta; Magnoliopsida; Malpighiales; Euphorbiaceae. The transcript has 4 exons. Gene Ontology annotation, cellular component: ribosome. The record is from RefSeq and is a predicted model, not a curated record. Gene Ontology annotation, biological process: cytoplasmic translation. Bases 184 to 567 code for a protein of 127 amino acids.
GAGCUGUACCCAAGGGCUGUCACGAGGCCCAAUUCAAAUGGGUGAACUUGCAGUUGCACUGUUGUAGUGGCAAUAUAACACCUUACUGCAAAUCUCGUUUUCCCUUCCCUUCCACGGCUACGGCGCUCCAAAACCCUAACGUCUCUAUCCAAUCGGCAGUCAAAUUAAAGAGAAGUGAAGAAAAUGAGCAGAGGUGGAGCAGUUGGUGCCGGUGGAGCCAAGGGGAAGAAGAAGGGAGCAACUUUCACUAUUGAUUGCUCGAAGCCAGUCGAGGAUAAGAUCAUGGAUAUUGCCUCUCUCGAAAAGUUCCUCCAGGAGCGCAUCAAAGUCGGCGGCAAAGCCGGGGCUCUCGGUGAUUCCGUCACCGUCACCCGUGAGAAGUCUAAGAUUAACGUCACCUCUGACUCCAACUUCUCCAAACGGUAUCUGAAAUACUUGACAAAGAAGUACUUGAAGAAGCACAAUGUGCGAGACUGGCUUCGGGUCAUUGCUUCCAACAAGGAUCGUAAUGUUUACGAGCUGAGAUACUUUAACAUUGCUGAGAAUGAAGGAGAGGAUGGAGAAUAGAAUGAAUCGAAGGCUAAAGGGAUAACAAUUUUGAAGCCGUCCGCGAUGAUCAAAGGAGUGAGAAAAAGGACACUUGUCAAAUGACUCAAAGGUUGAAAAUCCAAGACAGUAUGGUAAAUGACAAGGGAGAAGGUGGGGUUGGCGUGGCACUAAUAUUGACAAUCACGCCAAAGUCGCAAAUUAUCGUGGCCACUCAUGGACGGACCUUGCCUUGAAUCCUCAACCUUCAAAACUAGAACCCACUAGAGACGUUACCUAGAAGUAAGCAAAUAACACCCCUCCACCUCCCUAAUCAUGUGCACUCUCUAUCGUCCAUCCACUUUCAAUGUACUCUCACAUGCCUGUUAUUUCUAUACCUAAAUUUGUCCUAAUCCAAGCACCAUCAUGCAAAGAUAAUUUAUAAUUGAGUGCAAAGUCUAUUGAAUAAUUCCACAA